This is a messenger RNA of Microthlaspi erraticum, 2040 nucleotides long. The record is from the annotation of a GenBank genome assembly. Lineage: Eukaryota; Viridiplantae; Streptophyta; Magnoliopsida; Brassicales; Brassicaceae.
AUGGGUGGGUUCGUAUGGGCCAUGGGGUUUGGUGGGGUCAGUAGAGGAGUUGGUGCGGAAGUUGGUGUGAGUAUCCGACCCGACUCGACCUGGUUCAUGUCGGAUAAGUCAGCUUCUUUCUUCACCUACCCCGUAAAGGCGGGAAAAAUGGCGGCGUGGAAGUCGUGGAUUGUGGCGGAGAAAGCACGGAGAUGUUUCAGGACGAUAUUCUUCGUCGCAGCAAUGACGGCGUCUCUGCUAGCUUCUUCUUUACCGGUUCUGAUCACGGUGGCUGACGUGGUGGUCCCUUGUCUUAUCGUCUCAAGCAUCACGUGCCUCACGUGCAGCUCCGCCGCAGAACAUCUUCGUCACUACAGUUUCAAGACCUCUUUCAUCGACGUACCACUCGUCUCCCUCCUCAGAUCUCUCACCAUUAUAUGUCUCUCUUGGCUAUGUGAAGACGCAAGAUUAGCUUAUGGUCUUUAUCUUGAAACAGUGAUGUCACUUUCCUUUGGAGGGAUUCUUCUUCUUUUGGUUAAAACUUGUGUUUUCACUCUUAAUUCUCAUCUUGAGCCAAAAGUCUAUCAUCAUCACCUCAAGAUCUCUUGGGCAAUGCCGGUUUUGUUACUAUCAUCUUCAUUUUUCGGUUUAGCUCAUGUCGUGGUCGCUUAUCGAACUAGUUGUGGAGCGAGAAGAAAGCUCAUGUACCACAAAAUCGACCAAGAAGCUGUUCUCUCAUGUAAAUCUAGUUACAAGAAGGCUCAUCGCCAAUCUUUCACUCGAUCAAACUGCAAGAUCUUAACCGAAUUCAGACAAAACUCUUUCAGGGGAAGUUCUUUGGAUAGAGAAGAGAUGCUACAGCCAAGACUUCUUGCAAAUGCAGAUAGUUUAUUCAUCAAGAUCCAGGGCUUGAAUGUGCAUUACAAGCAGUGUGAUUCACCGACUUCUCCUCCUCUUCAUACUUCCUCCAUCAUUACAAGAGAUUCAGCAGAGGAAAUGAAUGCAAGAAGGCUGAGAGUACUAGACAAACAGAUGUCAAACUUAAUCUCCCAAACUCAAAGCAAUCAUUUGCAUCGAAGCUACACUAUUCAGCCUGAUAGAUCAUCUUUGUAUGAUCCUCUGUUAGCUACUUAUCCAACUACUCCUACUAGCUUUCUCAAUAAAGAUGAAAAGGAUUCUAUGAAUCUUGGGGAUGAUUUGGAGAGAAAUGAGAAAAAUGUUGGUGUAGUUCUAGUCCAUGGAUUUGGAGGAGGAGUCUUCUCAUGGAGACAUGUGAUGAGAGAACUUUCUCUUCAGCUCGGUUGCAGAGUCGUUGCAUAUGACCGGCCUGGUUGGGGAUUAACCUCUAGGCUUAUCCGGAAAGAGUGGGAGGAGAGAAAUCUAGCUAACCCUUACAAGCUUGAAAGCCAGGUCGAUCUACUACUUUCUUUUUGUUCUGAGAUGGGGUUCUCUUCGGUGGUACUCGUUGGCCAUGAUGAUGGUGGCUUGCUUGCUCUCAGGGCUGCUGAGAGAAUACAAGAAUAUAACUUCAAAUCCAACGUUACACUCAAAGGGGUGGUUUUGAUAAACGUAAGCUUAUCAAGAGAAGUUGUUCCUUCCUUUGCGAGGAUACUUCUUCAUACUUCGCUCAGGAAGAAGCAUUUGGUACGUCCUUUGUUGAGAACCGAAAUAACCCAACUGGUGAACCGGCGUGCUUGGUGUGACACCACCAAGCUAACCACCGAUGUCAUUAUGCUCUACAAGGCUCCUCUGUGCUUAGAAGCUUGGGAUGAAGCACUGAAUGAGAUAAGCAAGUUAUCAUAUGAAAUGAUACUUUCACCUCAAAAUGCAUCAGCUCUGUUAAAAUCCAUUGGAGAUCUUCCGGUGUUAGUUGUUGCCGGAGCUGACGAUGUUCUUGUUCCAUUGAAGUCCUCACAAAUUCUAGCUUCUAAGCUCACCAAUUCUAGAUUUGUAGCCAUAUCUGGAUGCGGACAUCUACCACACGAGGAGUGUUCUACAACACUUGUUUCUACUCUCGGUUCCUUCAUUUGCAGACUGAUACCUAAUCUACCAAACUCCUAA